Molecule: messenger RNA, 2504 nt
Organism: Cololabis saira (Pacific saury)
Lineage: Eukaryota; Metazoa; Chordata; Actinopteri; Beloniformes; Belonidae
Gene: mob4
Product: MOB family member 4, phocein
Exons: 8
Coding region: 74-754 (226 amino acids)
Cellular component (GO): cytoplasm
Source: RefSeq, a predicted model, not a curated record
GGGGCACUGGUCUGCACGGGUGCUUCUCGCGUCACGACACCGGCGCUGACGUACGUCCGGGUAUUCUGUCGAGAUGGUCAUGGCGGAGGGAGCUGCAGUGCUCAGGAGGAACCGGCCUGGAACCAAGGCGAAGGAUUUCUACAACUGGCCGGAUGAAUCAUUCGAGGAGAUGGACAGCACCCUGGCUGUGCAACAGUACAUCCAGCAGAACAUUCGGUCAGAUUGCUCCAACAUCGACAAAAUCUUGGAGCCUCCAGAGGGUCAGGAUGAGGGUGUGUGGAAGUACGAGCACCUCAGGCAGUUCUGUCUGGAGCUCAAUGGACUUGCUGUAAAACUGCAGAGCGAGUGUCAUCCGGACACCUGCACCCAGAUGACGGCCACAGAGCAGUGGAUCUUCUUAUGUGCUGCCCACAAGACACCCAAAGAGUGCCCUGCCAUCGAUUACACCAGGCACACGCUGGACGGAGCUGCCUGUCUUCUCAAUAGCAACAAAUACUUCCCCAGCAGGGUGAGCAUCAAAGAGUCGUCAGUGGCCAAGCUGGGGUCCGUCUGUCGUCGCAUCUACAGGAUAUUCUCUCAUGCGUACUUCCAUCACCGCCAGAUAUUUGACAAGUAUGAGAACGAGACGUUCCUGUGUCACCGGUUCACGCGCUUCGUGAUGAAGUACAACCUGAUGUCCAAGGACAACCUGAUUGUGCCGAUCCUGGAAGAGGAAGUGCAGAACACCUCAUCAGCUGGCGAGAGCGAGGCCUAGCGGACAGCUGCUGUCAAUAAGGGACGAAACUUGUACACACAAAACAGAGGAGCCGCACUCAUUCUGCAUACACACACAGAUACACACACUACAGUGUAUUGAGACUCCCGUCUGGUGACACUGUCCACGCCCCUCCUCCCCACACACCUGUCUGUCUCAAAGGAAGUAAAGCUACCAGGAGCAGAGUUCAACUAAGCCUGCAGGACGACGUGAUUGCUUUCAGUUUCCACUCUGAGAUCAGAUGUUCUGGAAACGGGCGAAACGCUUCUCGUGUAGGAAAAACCACGUUCCUGACCCGCCGUGUCCACGGGGUCCGGGUUCGCUCGCACCUCUGUCGCAGCCUCCUGUGCACUCCAAAGUUUUUACGUCACAUUUUUAUGCUUUUUUUUUUUUUUUUUAAUGAUGGUUUGAAUUACAUAAGCAGCUCUUGUAGAUGCACGUCGCUUCACUGGCGACGACUGCGUCUUUACACAGCAGGUAAAGUCGAGUUAAAUAAAGUAAAUAACUUCAGCAACGUUCCGAUAUCCGAUUUCACUUGUACUUUAAUGUUAAUGUACCUUGUGUUCAAGGUCCUCAAAAAGUACAGGAACUCUGCAUAUUUAAAAGAAAACCAUUUUAUUUUGUAACUGAGCUGCAUCCCAAAUCCUAAAAGCUUUAAAGGAUCAUUUCACCCAUUUAGGUAUGUGACUUGACUCCAGAACGCCUGCACUUGCGCUCACAUAUCCCUGGACAGCAAAGACCAUCGGGUCGGCCUAUUACCUGCAACAUUGAAUGAAAUUAUCUGCGUUUCCCUCCUCAUUAGUCUGUUAAAGUAGCUGUCAGUUAACAGUCAAUCGACAGUGCUUGUUAAAGGAACAGUCCUGUUUUUCCCGUUGAACAUUUUUAAGACGUGCUGACCCUCACAGCUGGUUGUCCCGAGUAACGCUGUCGUAGUUUGUCAGAGAGCUGAAAGGUCAGGCGACUCUCCAGCUCGUCUUUGGCCUUUACGCUGGUGGAUGAGAGGAGAACGAGCAUUAAAGUGAACAUCUACUCACAAACGGUUGCGACAGAGCUGCGACAUCACUCUCUGUGGACACGGUGGGUUUUUCUUCUUUAAGCAGUUGGACUUGCGUAAACUUCUGUAAUCAAGGUGAUCUGUAUUAAUUAACCUCGCCUUCUCUGUAUAUAACCCUCCCCUUGCCCCCUCUGAACUCAUGUAUUUGUUUCAGCUUCUCUUUGCUUGUGUUGCCGACCCGUCUGGUUUUGGGGCCGCCCCCCGUGAGAUAACUAAGUUAACCUGCUGACUUAACGCUGUCGAAACACAACGUAGGUGUGCAGCUUGAGUGGUAGUGAAAGCGUAAACCGUAGCUGUGUGUGUGACCUCGCAGUUAGCCGUUCUCUCUGUGGCCUCCCAGUCCAGUCAGAGUUUUUAGGAAGGCCUGCAGGCCACUCUGACCCUGCUUUGUGACGUUUCCCCCCUCCUUUAAAACCGUAACACGUGGCUGAUACUCCUGAUCAGGACGGACCGCAGCCGCGGGCCUGUUUUUACCGCUCUCCGACUAAACGCGCUGGAGGAGGGAACGUCGGCUGCACGAGGCGGCGGCGCCGCAGCACCACCCACCCUCGUCUGUAACCCGCUCCCUCAUUAAGUUAUUGUGUGGGAGGAGUCUCACCAGUCCAACCCACUUUUUGUUUUUUAAAUGGACUAAAAAAAAUUUUGUUACUGUUGACAUUUUCAUGUCUGUUAAUAAAAAUGACCUAUUAUUCAAAA